Messenger RNA from Protopterus annectens (West African lungfish), 2670 nucleotides. It is a transcript of the gene PMVK, whose product is annotated as phosphomevalonate kinase. The transcript is spliced from 6 exons. The record is from RefSeq and is a predicted model, not a curated record. The coding region runs from base 91 to 681 and encodes 196 amino acids. Gene Ontology annotation, biological process: isopentenyl diphosphate biosynthetic process, mevalonate pathway; cholesterol biosynthetic process. Lineage: Eukaryota; Metazoa; Chordata; Ceratodontiformes; Protopteridae. Gene Ontology annotation, cellular component: cytoplasm. Gene Ontology annotation, molecular function: phosphomevalonate kinase activity.
GUAAAGUUGAGUUGUGGAUGUAAGCUUUCCCAUUCUCUAGAAAAGGAACUAGGAGUGCUUUUCUUGUGUAUCUUGGCAGCGUGUCUGUUAAUGGGUUCCCCGAAGCUGGUCCUUGUGGUUAGUGGCAAAAGGAAGUCGGGUAAAGAUUUUGUGACAAACCUUAUACAAGCAAGGUUAGGAACAGAAACAUGUGCCAUUCUUCGUCUGUCUGGACCACUAAAACAGCAAUAUGCAAAGGAGCAUGGCUUGGAUUUCCAGCUGCUGCUGGGGACAUCAGAGUAUAAGGAGAAGUAUCGAACUGACAUGAUCCGAUGGGGUGAGGAAAAACGUAAUACUGACCCAGGAUUUUUCUGCAGGAUUAUUGUACAGAAUGUAGUAGAGCCGGUGUGGGUAAUCAGUGAUGCCCGUCGCAAAUCAGAUGUGGAAUGGUUUCAGACUUACUAUCCAGAAGUGACACAGACAGUUCGUAUAACUGCUUCAGAAGAGAUAAGAAAGCAAAGAGGAUGGGUCUUCACUCCAGCACUGAAGUACUGUGUAAGCGUACGCAUGUGCAGUAUAUCAAGAAAGCCCCAUGAUAUCAGGAAAAAUGCGGAAGAGCACCACGGCACCGUUAUACAAGGACGUUAUUUAAGAAAAGUGUGGAUGAUGGAGUCUCUGAAUGCGGUUUGGAUGAGGGAGUGAGUUUUGAUUGGAUCAUUCAUAAUGAUGGUGAACGACAGUCUCUGGAAGAGGACCUUAGAAAACUGAUGGAACACAUCUGUACUUUGAUUUAGCUGUCUUUGUCUUCCAGAACUGGAUCCUUCCUCAUUUCCAGACUUCGCAAACAAGGAAGUUACAGCUCUUUAGCAUGCUAAGGAAUGCUGUCACACCUUCCAAGGAAUUCCACAGUUUAACUUGGACCAAGACCAUAGUACAUGACAAGGUGCAUCUGUGGACAUCAAGGAGCAUCUCCUUUUUAUGCAACUACUUUUUGUUUAUGUAUCUCUUCUGACCUAUAAAGUGUCUGUCUUGGGAUGUUGGGAAUGGAAGGAAAACAGUCUUCUGGAUGUUUAUAAUAUGACUGUCUUUUGACAGUAAAUUAUUUUAGCACUGUAAAAAGAGCUUACAUACCCUGAGAACAAGAAUACACUUGAUGCUGACAUGCUGAUAUAAAGAUACAAACUAAAAUUUCAGUGUGUCUGCAGACGAUAAAAAGCACAUUGUUGGUAUUGCUGGGGUGCUGCCACAGCAAUAAAUGUGUUAGUUUUAUUUUAAAAUAACUAUUUCAGGAAAAUUUAUUUUCAAAUCAUGUUUUUAAUACUCGUCCAUCCUGACCCAUCUCAGGAGAGACUGAUGCAGUCUCUAUUUAUUUAGUGCCAUUUUUAUGACGCUAUAAGAAUAAACUGGCAAGGUUGACCUACGUCUGUGACUGACAGGAGGCGACAGUCACACAUGGGUUCAGCUAGCUGCUAUGGUACAGUGAGAUAGCCACAGGUAGGAGUAUUACAUUUUGGGCCGGGUUUAUCACACAUUAUUCACUGAAGGUUAGAAAUAGUGGAACUGAUCUAUAGGGGACAAAAAGAUUUAUUUUGUGAUAUUGAGGGUCUAGGAAUAUAAGCUGAUGUUUGUGGUCCUCUGAUGUUCAGCUGUACAGAAUGAACUGAUGCUAAAUUCAGAUGCAUAUUUAUUUGAGCACCUGUCAGCUAAGCACUAUUACAAAUGUAAUGACAGAGUAAGCUCAGGCAUCCAAAUGAAAAAAAAAUUGAGUAAGAGCAAGUAAAAACAAAUAUAAGGUUAAAACGGAUUAAUCCCUGGCCUAGCUGCUGGCAAUAUUAUCAGUGACAGCAAAUGUAGGAGCAGUUCCAGAAAGAUAGAUGAUAAUGUUAGGUUAUUCCAUUUUGAGAAAGUCAGGAAUUGACUUUAUCGUAUCUGUUUCAUGGCUGACCAUAAGUGAGUUGGUUAUAUGUUAAUAUGUGCAUAAUACAGCUUGUUCAGCUGAUCAUUUUAUUUUAAAUGUACAGUAUAGUGGGGAUAGUAAAAUAAAUAUCUGGGUGGAAUAUGUGAUACUGCAGCACUUGGCAGUCACACACAAUGAGAGAGACCCCUCCCCCUUAAAGUUAUCAAUAUACUUUACCCAAUCAAGUACCUUAAUCAAAACCUUCAUAAAGGAAAGUAAUAAGAGGUGAUAAUAACAAGCAAAGAUUAAUAUCACUUGUAUGAAGUUGAAGCCCUGCCCUCACAAAACUGCUUGAAUUGUGAAGUGGGUAUUAAAACUAUGUCAGUUUUUGCCAUGAUGCGGGGAGGGGUUGUGAUGCUGGUAUGUCAAUAAAAUUACAGUAUUUAUUAUUUUGCCUGUUUUUUUUCCCCUGUGAGUAGUAUUUCCCCAUACGUGUAUAUGUACAUAUGCCUUAUCAGGUGACAGAGUGAUGGAGUCUAUAUAAUGCCUUUUCAGCUGCAGGCAGGUAUAAGGAAAUGAUUGGUGAUGGGAAAUUUGCAGUAUGGACAUGACAAAUAUUAAGAGUCAUAGUAUAGGAAACACAUGAUAUGUUCAGCAAAAAUGUGAAAGUCAUGUUUCAUUUAAAUUUAGUAUAAUGUACUGUUUAAAGAAGUCUCAGCAUAACAUGCAUGCUCAGUAAAUAUGAAAUCUUUACUGAACCUUGGUUAAAUGAAUAAACUUGUGUUUUCAAAGGC